AUGAGGAUAGCGAUAGAAGUAACAAGAAUAACAACAACGACAUUCAACAAAGUAGACGACGGAGGCGACGACGUUACUAUCAAAGCUGUGAACAACGGUGCCGCUGGAUGUAGCACUACGACGACAAAAAAAAAGAAUUCUACAAAACGUUCUACGAAAGUCAAAUAUCAAUUUAUCGAAUGCGACAUUUCUAAAGGAAAUCGUAAAUUACACAAUGGUAUAGAAUGUUUUGUUACCGUAAUCGGGGAUUCGGAAAAACUUAAAGUUGUACAAAAGUUUUCGUUUUGCGCGGCAUGGCGUAUUACUUGUGAUUUGGUCAUUGGUGAUCCUCAACCUAACCUUACCUUAGGUAAAGCAUCCAUUUAG
Messenger RNA from Macrosiphum euphorbiae (potato aphid), 366 nucleotides. NCBI's taxonomy places the organism in Eukaryota, Metazoa, Arthropoda, Insecta, Hemiptera, Aphididae. The record is from the annotation of a GenBank genome assembly.